CCGUAGUGACGCUUAUUCCUGCAGCAGUGCAUUGUGGGGGAUGUGGGGAAAUUUCAUCAUGGCGGCUUCCAUUUCGGGGUAUACAUUUAGUUCGCUGUGUUUUCACAGCAGUAACAGCAGCUCUGAUCACGAAGGAUUUCUGCUGGGAGAUGUAAGACAAGAGGAAACUUAUAGCAUAAGUGAUGCACAAAUAGGCAACACAGAACUACUGCAAGUAAUAGAAAUUCAUAACCAUGAGCCGUGUUCAAAACUUUUUAGCUUCUAUGAUAAUACGGGUAAAGUCAAUCGGGAAAACCUGGAAAGAAUUCUUAAUGAUCGAGGAAAAAACGUUAUUGGUUGGUACAGGUUUAGGAGAAAUACUCAACAGCAGAUGUCCUAUCGUGAGCAGAUCAUCCAUAAACAACUGACAGAAAUUCUUGGAGUACCUGACCUUGUCUUCCUCCUCUUCAGUUUCAUCUCUACUGCCAAUAGUUCAACACAUGCUUUAGAGUAUGUGCUUUUUAGACCAAAUCGAAGGUAUAAUCAAAGGGUGUCCCUUGCUAUCCCUAAUUUAGGCAAUACUAGCCAACAAGAGUACAAAGUUUCUUCAGUGCCAAAUACAUCACAGAAUUAUGCCAAGGUGAUAAAAGAGCAUGGGGCAGAAUUCUUUGAUAAGGACGGUGUAAUGAAGGAUAUCCGGGCCAUUUAUCAGGUGUACAGUGCACUUCAAGAUAAAAUACAGUUUCAGCAAGCAAUGUUUAACAGGCAAGCACCAGAAGAAAAUGCAGAACCUAUUUCUGUUUCAAGAAUUGCCUGUUCUGGGUAUAUUAUGGAAGAAUUUGCAAAUGAAGAUAUGAGUGACUCUGAUUUUCCUCCUCCUUAUUCUGAACUUUUCAAAAAUAAUCAAAGUACUGCAAACCAAGUUCAUGUGGCAAGUAAUGUUUAUAUGCCUCGUCCACAAGCUGUGGGGUCUUCCAGCCAGCCCACCUCUAGUACAGGAUCUUUGACAAAUUCUGAAAAAGGAUUAGGGGUAUCAGGCUCCCAAACAGUACAUGGUGACAAUACUGAAGAAGUGGACGAGAGUGAUAAUGAGAACAUGCAUGAACCAACAGAAUCAUCUGAUAGUGAAUAUUUAGUAGGAGAAUCACGGCCUGUAGUAUGCCCUGAUGGGGACUCAGCAUCUACUCAGACUUCUCAAAUUUAAGAAGAAAAUACAGCACUAUUGUUCAUUUAUGCUGCAUAUAAAGGGGUCUGAAAAACUUUGUUAAAAAGGAGAAAAAGCAUUUCAAAUUCAGAAAUGUCAAGGUUACUUGCAAAGAAGAUUGAAGACUCCACAUUUAAUGGAUUGUUUGCCUUUUACAGUAUAAUAACUGCAAUAUUUGUAAUAGAUAUUAUUAAAAUGUGGGGCAUUUAUUACUGAAAAUGUAUUUUGAAGACGCUUCUAGUCAGAUGUUUAGAUUCAUAAGAAGUGGCAGCUGAUAGAUAUCAUGCUCAUUUUGGUACUGUGAGUCGAGCCUUUUUGGAGCAUGGCAGUUGCAAACAUGAACAUGAUCUGUUUCAUACUUUGAAGAAAUUCCUGUUAAACUAAGAGUAUUACCUCUUGUACUACUAAUUUGCCUUGAUGUGCAGCGAAUGAGAGAAUUCAGUUGACUGGCCUUUAAAAUGUCAUAGAGUUUUGUUCUCAGAAGAAUGCUGAAGUGUUUUAAGUAUAUAUUCUGAGUAGAGUACAAACUGCUGACUUCUAUUAGACUGCACAUUAUGUUGAUAUUAUUUAAGAUGAUGUAUUUUGGGCCAGCAUUUGACAGACCUUGUAAUUUUUCAUGCAGGAUGGUUGCCUUUUUUGUCUAAAAAAUACUGAAAUUAAUGUGCACCCUAAAUAGGAAACAAGUUUUUGAACACUGUAUAAUGAUCUUAUCCCAGUACUGACUGACUUUGCAGAAAAAAAGAAGAGUAUUUAUUUUUGUUGCACUUAAAUCCUCUUUUUAUUUUAUUGAUGUACAUUAUGUUGUUAAUCAUAAGGUUAAAUAUUGCACCACUAAUAUCCAGUUUUAUAUAUGUUAAUGCCUCUUUCUCAGAUUUUUAUAAAGGCUGCUUAUUUAAAAAAAAAUGCAUCUCAUGAAUUUCAGACUGAUAGUUUGAAAUUUUUCAGAAAUUAGAGAUGGUGCCACUGGAAAAUAAUUUAAAAUACAAAAAAAAGGAAACCGCAGAAAUUUGAAUGUUGCCGUACAUUGCUACAGGGUUAGCAACAAAGUGCUAAUAUAUAUAUAUAUAUAUAUUUUUUUUUUGAGAGUGGGUAGGUGUAAAUAGGAGAAAUUUUAUUUUAAUGCUCAUUUACCCAAUCCUUCUAUAAUAAGAUACAGUUGCAUUAUUUGUAAAAUUUAAAUAAAUACUGUUAAAUUCAUUCUAAUGACUAGUUUCAAAAUAUUAAACACACUGUCAUUCAUAUUUUAAAUUAAGGUUUCUUUUGCCUUACCAUGAAUAUGAGAACUUUAAUUUGCCAGAAUUAAACAUUACAGUCCAUGUUAA
This is a messenger RNA of Protopterus annectens (West African lungfish), 2505 nucleotides long. It is a transcript of the gene ABRAXAS2, whose product is annotated as abraxas 2, BRISC complex subunit. Lineage: Eukaryota; Metazoa; Chordata; Ceratodontiformes; Protopteridae. Gene Ontology annotation, cellular component: nucleus. The record is from RefSeq and is a predicted model, not a curated record. Gene Ontology annotation, molecular function: polyubiquitin modification-dependent protein binding; microtubule binding. Gene Ontology annotation, biological process: protein K63-linked deubiquitination; mitotic spindle assembly; attachment of spindle microtubules to kinetochore.